AAGGUUCCACCUAUACUGUUUUCUAAAUCUCAAAUCUAAUAAGCAUUUGAGGUAACGAAAGAAAUGAUGAUCAUCCGCACAUCAUCUAUCUUUGCUUUCUUAGUACUGCUAAUGAUUGAAUCAGCAGCAGGCCAGGCUCUGGUGAAGCCUGGUUGUCGUCAAGACUCUUGUGGGAAUGUCAGCAUUCCAUACCCCUUUGGAAUCGGAACAGAUUGCUGCAUGAACAAAGGGUUUGAGGUCUCCUGUGAUGACACUUCCGAACCUCCUAGAAUAUUCCUAAACCUAACCAGCGGAAAAAUAGAGGUACUGUAUUUCUCUCUUGUUCCCAGCUUUAUUAGAGUCAAACUACCCAUAAACUGCCUGAGGUGUACCAAAGCGUUGGCACCUUUGAAUAUUUCUGGAAGUCCUUUUAAGUCCGUCUGGUCAGCGGACACCUUAGAGGAAGAAUAUCUUCCAGGCGUGUUAGAAUGGGGGAUUACUGAUGCGGAUGUAUCAAAAUUGCCACCUACAUAUGAGAAUGCAUUUAAUUGUUCCCAGUUUAGUGGUACUAAUGAUACUACUCGUUAUGGUUAUUAUCGCGUGUUUUACGGGGAUAAUACUAAUCUUUCGAUGUCCUCAAGUGCAAAUCAACAAUGUGUUUGUGAACGUGGAUUUCAAGGCAACCCUUAUCUACCUCAUGGAUGUCACGGUGAACUUCUAUCUCCUUCACUUUUUCUCUAGCUAUAUCUGUCUCGUUUCUUUUAUUUAUAAUAUUUAUUAUUUAUUAUUUUUUUACAAUCAUCUAUCAACUUUGUUUUGUUUGAAAAACAUUAAACAUAAUAAGGGAAAAAAAGUUUUAGUGCUUGUAACAUAAGUUUUUUUAGAAAACAUUGGAUAUUUAUUCGGCCUUUUGAUCCUGGUUAGUUUUACAAGAACCUGCAAUAAAACUAACCAAGGGCA
This is a messenger RNA of Rubroshorea leprosula, 939 nucleotides long. Lineage: Eukaryota; Viridiplantae; Streptophyta; Magnoliopsida; Malvales; Dipterocarpaceae. The record is from the annotation of a GenBank genome assembly.